CAACCGAAAAAAGCAUCCGGGCCUUAUCGCUUGAUCCCCUACGGCAGAAACAGCACCUUCACUGGCCGUAGAGAGCUGCUAGAGUUGGUAAAGAGGGUUUCCGAAUCCAAUGCUCACAACCGAAUCGCACUCCAUGGAUUGGGCGGUUCCGGGUAUGUGUAUCUAUCAUCUCACAACAUGGAGGAUAUGCUAACCUGCCUCAGAAAAACCGAGAUUGCGCUCGAAUACGUUUACCAACGUGCCAGCGAGAGUGAUUGCCAUAUUUUCUGGGUGCAGGGAAGCGGGCUAUUAAAAUUCACUGAGGGCCUUAGGGACGUUGCACAACAUGUUCGAAUCCCCCCACCCGGCACGGAGACAGAUGGCGAGGGAUUCCUUCUGAGUAUAAGGAGGUGGCUCGAAGGCCCAAACAGUGGCAGCUGGAUUCUGGUGGUUGACAACGCCGACAACGAUGCCGACUUCGCCGGAAACAGCAGCCCCAUAGCCAAAUUUAUACCGCAAGGCACGAAAGGGACCGUGAUAUUGACCACCAGGUCUAGACGGGUUGCAUCCCGGCAGGGCUGUAAAAUGAUUGAAGUUGGAAGGAUGGAGGAAGAAGAUGCACAGGAGCUGUUCUCAAAACGCAUCGGCAGCAUGGACAGCCCGGAAAGUAAAGAAAAAAAGGCUAUCACAAUGAUCCUGGCCUCGGUGGAUCACCUGCCGCUGGCCAUCAUAGGCGCGGCAGCCUUCAUGAUCGAGACCAACACACCACCAUCCGCGUACUCGACUAUCUUCCAAGAGAACGAUGAACGAGCCAAGGAACUACUUUCACAACAUUUCUGCGAUAUCCGACGCGAGAUUGAUGUCACCGAGAGUAUCAUAGGUACCUAUUUUGCCACAUUUGAUCGAAUCACCCAACAGAUGCCAGCAGCUGCCAACCUUCUUCGGCUAAUGGCGCUCUUUGAUCGCCAAAACAUUCCUGAGGAGCUGUUGAGCCAAAGCGGUCUAGAAGGGAUGGAUGAUCCGGUUGAAUUUCGCCGAGCCAUUGGAAAACUAUUGGGAUUCUCUUUGGUCACGGUCGUCAAAUGUGAAGAGAAACCAUUUUACGAGCUUCAUCGUUUGGUCCACCUAUCUCUACAAGUGUACUUAUCAACAGAAGAUCUAAAUCGAGAGAGGGCCAUUGCAGUAAGCACCGUUUCACGGUUCCUUAAGCGACACGAGAACGAGCGGCAAGGUGUUUAUCCUGUCUACGUUCCACACGCAGUUGCAGUAACAAAAGAUUCGACGGGUCCCAUCGCCGAGGAACUUGGUUUUCGCGUCGGGCAGUACCUUCUAGAUACAGGCUCCUACAAUGGUGCAGAAGUACAAUUUCGUCGAUGUAUUGCGCUUCGAGAGGAGGGUGGGGAGUAUGACUGGGGUGAUGAAUGCCAAAGCAGAUUUCGGCUCCUAGGAGUGGCGUAUACCCUUCAAGGAAAGGCCAAUGAGGCUGGGAAGAUAUUUCGGGAAUUACUGGAGGGUAUUGAGAAGUCGUUGGGUCCAUACAAUUCUGACGUCCUGCAGUGCAUCCUCUGCCUGGCUUUAGCGCUACGACGGCAGGGAAAGUACGAUGAAUCAGAAAAGCUGAAUCGACGUGCAGUAGAGGGGUAUGAGAAAGUUCUUGGACCGGAGCACCCCGACACCCUAACAGGCGCCGACAAUCUAGCUCUGCUGCUACAAGACCAAGGAAAAUAUAACGAAUCAGAAAAGAUGAAUCGGCAAGUACUCGAGCGGCGCGAGAAGAUCCUUGGACUAGACCAUCCCCACACCCUAACAAGUGCCAACAACCUGGCUCUGGCUCUGCGAGGCCAAGGAAGGUACGGUGAAUCGGAGGAGAUGAAUCGGCGUGCGCUGGAAGGAUAUGAGAAGGUCUUUAGACCGGACCACCCCGACGUCCUAACGUGUACGGAAAAUCUGGCUCUCGUGCUGCGCCACCAAGGAAAAUACGACGAAUCGGAGGCGAUGGCCCAGCGUGCGCUGGAGCAGUGCGAGAAAGUUCUUGGGCUAGAGCACCCCGACACUCUAAGAAGCGUCAGCAACCUAGCUUCCAUCCUGCAUUUCCGAAAUAAGCACAACGAAUCAGAGGUGAUGAACCGGCGUGCAAUGGAGGGGUGUGAGAAGAUUCUUGGACCGGACCACCCAGACACCCUAACCAGUGCCGGCAGCUUGGCUCUUGUGCUGCAAAACCAGGGAAAGUACUAUGAGUCAGAGAUGAUGAAUCGGCGCGUACUGCAGGGGUAUGAGAAGGUUCUUGGGUCAUACCAUCCCUCUACACUAUCAAGUUUCAACAACCUGGGUGUGCUGCUGCAAUUCCAAAGAAAGUACGCGGAAUCUGAAACGGUGAACCGUCGUGCACUGGAGGGGUAUAAGAAGGUUCUUGGACCAGAUCACCCCAACACUCUGACAAGC
Molecule: messenger RNA, 2421 nt
Organism: Tuber aestivum (summer truffle)
Lineage: Eukaryota; Fungi; Ascomycota; Pezizomycetes; Pezizales; Tuberaceae
Source: the annotation of a GenBank genome assembly